Molecule: messenger RNA, 1600 nt
Organism: Haplochromis burtoni (Burton's mouthbrooder)
Lineage: Eukaryota; Metazoa; Chordata; Actinopteri; Cichliformes; Cichlidae
Gene: slc19a3a
Product: solute carrier family 19 member 3a
Exons: 7
Coding region: 10-1434 (474 amino acids)
Biological process (GO): vitamin transport; transmembrane transport
Cellular component (GO): plasma membrane
Molecular function (GO): vitamin transmembrane transporter activity
Source: RefSeq, a predicted model, not a curated record
AAAGCCAACAUGGAGGCAGUGAAGAAGUGGAGAUCAGACUGGAAGUAUCCCACUAUUCUGCUUUGCAUUUAUGGAUUCCUCAGCACAGUUAAACCACUGGAGCCUUUUCUCAUCCCAUAUUUGACAGGACCGGAUAAGAAUCUGACAACUGAGCAGGUCAACAAUCAAAUUUUCCCAGUGUGGACAUACUCCUAUCUGUCCGUGCUAGUGCCGGUGUUCCUUCUCACUGACUGGCUGCGUUACAUGCCUGUAGUGGUGUUUCAAUGUGUUAUGAUCUUCAUCACCAAAGCACUGCUGCUGUGGACAGCAAGUGUGCCAGCCAUGCAGGCUACGCAGUUCUUUUACGGAGUCGCGACAGCCAGCGACGUGGCCUACUUCUCCUACAUUUACAGUGUAAUAGAUUUGAAGAGAUACCGAAAGGCCACCUCUUACAGCCGCAGUGUCCAGCUCCUGGGGUAUACAGUGGGCUCCGUGUUGGGUCAGCUGCUUGUCAGCUUCGACCUCAUGUCAUACAACAACAUCCUGGUGUUCACUCUGGUUCUCACUGCCAUCGCUCUCCUCACUUCCUUCUUCUUGCCAAUGCCACAGAAGAGCAUGUUCUUUCAUCAAAGACGUGGGAGACAGACUGCAGCAGAACAGUCAAACGCAAUAAAUGCAUCACUGGAAGAUGGAGGAGGUGAAAUGGAGAGUGGAGAAGGAGAGCCUGAUGCUGAGAAGCUUGAAUCUAUCAUUACGCAGAGUUGCGGCCAAGUCCUCCUCCAGCUGUGGAGGGAUUUCCGCCACUGCUAUUCCUCUAGACAGCUGCUCUACUGGUCUGUGUGGUGGGCAAUGGCUACCUGUGGGUAUAACCAGACUGUCAACUAUGUGCAGGUGCUGUGGGAGCAUGUGCAGCCUUCUCAGAACUUCAGCAUUUACAACGGAGGCGUGGAGGCAGUCUCAAACCUCUUAAGUGCAGCCACUGCCUACGGGAUAGGCUUUACUGAGGUAAGAUGGGAGCAGUGGGGAGAGCUGGCCCUGGGUGGUUUCUCUGGACUAAGUGCAGCUUCACUGUUCCUCAUGACUUUCACUGGCAACAUUUGGGUCUGCUACAGCGGUUACGUCGUUUUCAAGUCACUGUACAUGACGCUGAUAACUAUAGCAAUGUAUCAGAUUGCAGCUGAUCUCUCAAUGGAAAGAUAUGCACUAGUCUUUGGGGCAAAUACCUUUGGAGCACUGGCUCUACAGACGAUUAUCACGUCUGUUGUAGUUGACAGUAGAGGGCUAGGCCUGGCCAUCAUUCCCCAGUUCACCGUGUAUUCCAGCUACUUCUUGGUUAUCUCUGUUGUUUUUUUACUUCGGGGUCUGUUCAGUAUUUGGAGAGCACAAAGAAGCAGAAAAGAGACAAUUCCUCCAGACAAAGAUGAAACUCCAGGCAGCGAAGAACACAGAUUCUGAACACGUAUAGAGCGUUAUAGUGUGUCAGUUAUGGUUUCCCAUCCCUAAAUUGACCUCACAUUAGUUCAUAAGUAGCAGAAAAAAAGUCUUUAAAUUACUUACUUCAACAUGAUGAAUAGAAAUAAAUUUUUUUUGUACAAAAACAAUAAAAGAAUGUUUCACACAU